UUACUGAGAGGAGUAGGCAGAUGACACAACACUAGCACAUCUAAAGCCAUUCUUUUUCCACCACCAACUCUCAUAUCUCCCCUUGUCCAUGAGAACCAUUCCAUCACAAGGUUUUGCUAAUAUUUUUCUCUCUUCUUGGCUUGUAUAGGUCACUACAAAAAGCUGGUACUAGUGCUACCAGGCAGGCUCAUUGCCUCGUCUCUCUCUCGACCUGCCUCUAUGUUCUCUUCUUUCGAGAGAAGCGAAGAAUAGCCGCAACCCGCAAGCCUGCAGCACAAAGGAAAAGCACAGCCAAGUUUUCAAAAGAACCCGCCACCCUCUCUCCUCUGGCUCUCUGCCGUCCCCUCAAUUUCUCUGUCUCUCUCAUAUUUAUUUCUUGUUUGCCUCUCCAUCCUCCAUAUUCUUGGUUGCCGUGCGAGCUCCAAGUACUCCUGUCUCCCUCCCUGCUCGAUUGCUUCUUCGUUUCUGGUUCAGUAGGUAGUGUUUUUUUCAAUGCAUGAAAGCAUCAGGAGGAACCGUCCUGGACGAGUUUGAUUGCCCUUGAAAGAGAGGUUGUUGCCGGUGAAGAAGAAGGAAGCGGAUAUAUGGCUCCCAAGGAAGAGGCAGGUGAAGGAGGGAGGCCGAAGGAUCUUCUUGGAUCUUCAGAUAAGGAAGGAUAUGGCACUACUUUGAAGUUUGAACAGUCAUUUUGAAGAGAGAUGAUUGAUGAUGUCGGUUUUGGGAUUCUGGUCUUAUUUGGAACUGUAAAAUAUAUUGAGGAGAGGACCAAGAUAAUACUAAAAGAGACUCCGAUGAAACGACAAAUGAGGAUUGCAACAACGGUGGAUCCGUAAUUGAGGCCACCUUAUCGAGUGAAGAUCUCAAUGAUAGGCAUGGCAGUGACAGCAACAGCCAAUGUGCUGAAUCUGAAGGUGCUAGCAAAGAAGUGCCAGAAAUGGGCUCCAAGAGCAGUUACGGCGACAACAGUGAGUGCACCGAUGAAUUGCCUGAAAUGGGCUCCAAGAGCACUAACGAUGAAAACAGUGGGUGCGCCGAUGAAGUGCCUGAAAUGGUCUCCAAGAGCAGUAACGAUGACAACAGUGACUGCGCCGAUCGGAGCUCUCCCCGUGCUGUGCUAGAUAUCUCAGUAUCCGGUAGCAUGGACUCCGAUGACAGCUCCUCAGUUGAGCAGUCAGCAGAGUCAAACCACAAUGUGCAUUGGAGGAAUCUGAUCAGAGGGCUAAUACUUAGGAGAAAGAAGUCCAUGGAUAGAGUAGUUACAUUCCCUCAGAGAUCCAAGAGCAGAGGGCUUAAAGGUUAUCUGGAGAGGAUCCGGAGCAGUAAGAACCAAAUGGACUGUAGUGCCAUUUCUCCAGAGAUCCUUCCUGAGAUCAGUAAGUGGAGACCAUCAUGGAGAAGCUUUGACUACGAUGAGCUUUGUGCUGCAACUGACAGAUUCAGUUCAGAAAAUUUGAUCGGGAAGGGAGGGCAUGCUGAGGUAUACAAAGGACAGCUUGCUGAUGGGCUCUUUGUGGCAGUGAAGAGGUUAACAAAAGGCGGUAACAACGAGGACAGAAUUAGUAAUUUCUUAUCUGAGCUUGGAAUAAUAGCCCAUGUUAACCACCCAAACGCAGCUCAGCUCUUGGGGUUCAGUGUGGAAGGGGGUUUGCACUUAGUUCUUCAGUUCUCACCUCAUGGAAGCCUGGCUUCUGUUCUGCAUGGUAUAUUCCUCUCCAAGACUAACACUUUUGUUAGCUUAUCAGGUACGAAGGAACCCCUGAAGUGGAAAGUCAGGUUCAACAUUGCACUUGGAAUCGCUGAAGGGUUGCUUUAUCUACACGAAGGCUGCCAUCGCCGUAUAAUUCACAGAGACAUCAAGGCUUCUAAUAUCCUUUUAACUGAAGACUACCAACCUCAGAUAUCAGAUUUUGGUCUUGCAAAGUGGCUUCCUGACAAACUGACCCAUCAUGUUGUAUUUCCCAUUGAAGGCACAUUCGGUUAUAUGGCCCCGGAAUACUUCAUGCAUGGAAUCAUAAAUGAGAAGACCGAUGUGUUCGCAUAUGGAGUUUUGCUUCUUGAGCUAGUUACAGGGCGGAAAGCGGUGGACUCCUCCAGACAGAGCCUAGUGAUAUGGGCAAAACCGCUGCUUGACUCGAACAAAGUAAAAGAGCUGGUGGAUCCUUCCCUUGGCAAUGAAUAUGAUCCAGAAGAGCUGGUGUACACCCUAGCAGUAGCAUCCAUGUGCAUUCACCACAGCUCAAGCUCGCGGCCUAGUAUGAAAUCGGUGGUCCGUUUCUUGAAGGGAGACAGGGAGUCACUUGAAUUGGUGAGAAGGCCUAAAAUCGUUAAGCCCCUUAUGUUUGACUCCUGUGAUUCAGAAGAUUACACACGCUCAAGUUACCUCAAUGAUCUGGACCGGCACAAGCAGCUUGCCUUGGAGCAGUGAGAUUUGAACUGAUUUUAGACAAAUAUCUAGCGACAUUGAGAUCCUCCCACUUUCCACAAAGGUUUAAAGAUUGUAUGGAUUGAUGUGAGGGAUCAGUCAUCAUUUGCUUCCUGGUUGCUGAUCUAUGGAUGUAAUUUUGCCCAAAGUUUUAAUGCAUGUUGCGGCCCUGUGAUCUGUAUCA
Molecule: messenger RNA, 2606 nt
Organism: Phragmites australis (common reed)
Lineage: Eukaryota; Viridiplantae; Streptophyta; Magnoliopsida; Poales; Poaceae
Product: receptor-like cytosolic serine/threonine-protein kinase RBK1
Exons: 10
Coding region: 935-2425 (496 amino acids)
Biological process (GO): protein phosphorylation
Molecular function (GO): ATP binding; protein kinase activity
Source: RefSeq, a predicted model, not a curated record